CUGUGGACUUCUUUAACCAGAUCAACAUGCUCUACGGUACUAUCACGGCUCACUGUACAACUGAGUCAUGCCCUGUCAUGAGUGCUGGACCAAAGUACGAGUAUCACUGGGCCGAUGGUACGACCGUCAAGAAGCCCAUCAAGUGCUCAGCACCCAAGUAUAUCGACUAUCUCAUGACCUGGGUACAAGAACAACUAGACAAUGAGAACAUCUUCCCCUCCAAGAUUGGGCUUUGGCAACGUGGGGCUCCACUCUUGUCGCUACCUCCACAGAGAGGGAGCUAAGUGCAUGGGCGUGAUGGAGAGAGAUGUAUCCAUCGUUAACAGGGAAGACGGUAUCGACCCGAAAGAAUUGGAGGAUUACAAAUUAAAUAACGGAGGCUCCAUCAAAGGAUUUCCAGGAGCACAAGAAACGACUGAGAACUUACUGACAGCAGAGUGUGAUAUUCUGAUACCAGCUGCCGGAGAGAAGCAGAUCACGGCAGAAAUAGCUGAGCAAAUACAAGCCAAGGUGGUGGCAGAAGGUGCCAAUGGUCCCACUACUAUUGCUGCUGAGAAGAUUCUGAUGGAUCGCAACAUUAUGGUCAUCCCUGACCUGUUUGCAAAUGCUGGAGGAGUGACUGUGUCCUAUUUUGAGUGGCUCAAGAAUCUCAACUAUGUCAGUUAUGGACGGUUGACCUGGAAACACGAGGAAGACUCCAACAAUCAUUUACUAGACAGUGUCCAGCGUAGUCUAGAGGCCAAGUUCUCUGGAGGUCGUGCUGGGUCUAUCCCCAUCACAGCCACCCCUGCAUUCAGUGCUCGCAUUGCUGGAGCUAGUGAGAAGGACAUCGUCAACUCUGGUCUAGAAUACACCAUGGAGAGAUCUGUCAAGCAAAUCAUGCGAGCUGUUCGUGAGUACAACCUUGGUCUGGACCUGAGGACCGCUGCUUAUGUGUGUGCACUGCAGAAGAUCUACACAGUCUACCUAGCGGCUGGCAUCACCUUGUAGCUGCAUAGAGAACACCUGAUAGUGAACAUUGUACCUUCCUACGUGCUAGCUUAUUUUUUGGUAUGUCUGUGGCUUUUAAACACUACAUGUAUGAUUGUAGUUUAGUGAAUUGGUUUAAUCAGGUUACUCUUGGUAAAAGAUACAUCGUAUCUUGUUUCCUUUUUCUGUUUUUGUCACACAAUAAGAAAAAAAUAUGGGAGGAACAAAGAA
Molecule: messenger RNA, 1200 nt
Organism: Halichondria panicea
Lineage: Eukaryota; Metazoa; Porifera; Demospongiae; Suberitida; Halichondriidae
Product: glutamate dehydrogenase, mitochondrial-like
Exons: 6
Coding region: 202-990 (262 amino acids)
Biological process (GO): L-glutamate catabolic process; positive regulation of protein phosphorylation; signal transduction
Cellular component (GO): mitochondrion; cytoplasm; nucleus
Molecular function (GO): L-glutamate dehydrogenase (NAD+) activity; protein kinase activator activity
Source: RefSeq, a predicted model, not a curated record